Brugia pahangi is the source of this 936-nucleotide messenger RNA. Lineage: Eukaryota; Metazoa; Nematoda; Chromadorea; Rhabditida; Onchocercidae. The record is from the annotation of a GenBank genome assembly.
AUGGGUUCUUGUGAAUCAGAGUAUUGUUUUAUUGAACGUAAACCAACUGAUGAGAGAGGUCAUUAUCGGAUCACAAAAGGUUGCAUCAGAAGGCCACCACGUACACAAAUGGGUUGUGAUUAUGAUCAUUUUCAAGAUCAUAUUUUAUGCAUUUGUCAAGGUGAAUUUUGCAAUGAUAUGAUUUAUAUAAGACCAAUGCAUCGUCAAACUGUUACAUGUCGAAAUUGUUCCGAUCGUCAACCGGAUUGUGGUGAAAUAUGUCGAGGACAGUGGUGUCAUGAGGAUUCUAUAACCGGAGCAGCUGGUUGUGGUUAUGGACCACCAUCGUUACCUUAUUUUUAUAAGGGACCUGAAUUGUUAUAUUAUCGAACACGAAUGUGUGUUACUGUUAGUAGAGGUUCUGGUAUACCACGAAAACAUUGCAUCUGCAAUACAAAUAAUUGCAACGUAGCUUAUAAACGUUCCACGUCAUGGAAUCAUUUAGAAGGAACUACUCGAAUACGAUCACUUUUUGUAAAUCAAAAAGAAAAUAACUUUCCAUCCGAGUUAUAUCAAUGUGUUAAUUGUGAAUUAAGUACGGAAGAUAUUAGGAUGACAGCAUCAUGUAAACAAAAUCAAUGCAUUGGACAUUAUUGUACCUUUGCGACACAAAGGUUAUUUAUCAGUACAAAACAAUUUCGACAACAAAAAUCAAUCUUAAAUGAGCGACAAGGAUGUAUCAAUGUUACUGAUAAUCAUCAUAUUCAACUUGGUUGUUCGCAUAAAUGGAUGAGUAAUGAAGAGGAAGAAUUGCAUUGUGCAUGUAUCGGUGAUCAUUGUAAUCGUGAUCUAGCAACAGCAAGUCUUAAUCGAUCAAAUCAAUUAAGCUUAAUUAUUAACAAACUUAUUGUUCUAAUAAUUAUUUGUUUAAUUGUCACUCAAAAUUUAUUAUCAUAA